AUGUCUGCCAACGAUCAGUUUCCUCAGACUGGUAUAAUAACUGCUGGUCAAGAUGAAGAAAUUGAUACUAUGGAGAAACUUACAAAUUCGGUACUUGAUGAUAUCUUCUACAACAUCAUUCAUGAUAUAGUAUUACAAACUCAUCGUGAAGAGAAAAUAGCAAAGGCAUGUUCGGCUGCUAUUGCCAUUGAACAAAAAGUCGCAGAAACCAAUCCUGAUUCAAUAGACGAUCCUACUUCUUGGAACACAAAUCAAAUUAUAGAAACCGAUGCGGCGAAGUGGGAAAAUAAAGAAGUUUUCUUAAAAGGCAAUCCAUUAGAAUUGGUCGAUGAGAUUAUCUGCGCAAAGUGUGGUUUACCUCGACUUUUACAACCUACAGACGGAGUGGGAGCAAAGAAACCUCCUCCAGGAAAGGAGUUCUGCAAGAAGAAGCCUUUCAUUGAGAAACCAUGGCAUGAUGUGUAUGGUCAAACUUAUGUGCCAGAAGGACCAGGUAGAGGAAAGAAGAAGAAGGAUAUGAUCAAUCCUUUACUACAACAACAGAAAGAAGGAACACCAAAUAGUCAGGAUGGUGAAGACGAAGGACCGGCGAAACCAAUUUCUUUCCCUCACGCCAAAUGUCACAAUUGUAACACAUUUCUACCGAUUAAGCGAAUGAACAAUCAUAUGGUGAAAUGUAUUGGAGGUGGAGGAAGAGAUUCUGCAAGAGCAGCUGCCUUCAAAAUUAAUGGAAAUGGAUUGGGUACAGGAAAUAACAGUCAAAAUGGUACACCACCUUUAAGUCGACAAGCAACACCACAACCCCAUGGAGGAAAGAGAGGUAGUCCUCAUAAACGCGAAGCUCCCGAUGAUCCAGAUUUCGAAUCCGAUUCUCCACAAAAGAAAAAGAAGUUAUUGAAGAAACCAGGUAGCUCGGGUGGAAUUAUUCUGAAGAAUAAACUCAAAGCUCCGAAAAUGGCAAAAACACCUUCACAACUUUCCUCAUCAAAUCUUAGUUUCGAACACAAAAGACCGGAUAGUGAUGAUGAUAAUGAUUCAGGAGAUGAUGAUCGAGAUGGUGAAUAUGGAAGGAGGACUAGUAUUGAGCCGAAGAAGAAAAUGUUGGUUAAUAAGACGGGGGCUGGGAUAGUCAAGAAGAAUAAGGACGGUGGUGGUCUUGGUAUUGCUGGGUUGAGCGAUAAAAAGAAAAAGAAAUUAUUAUUGGGCAGACCGGGGAGUGGCAGUUCAACACCAGUCCUGAAACCAGGUUCGUUACCAAUGGAUGAGGAUCGAGAGAGGGAAAGAAAGAAGAUCAAGAAUGGAAAUGGAAGUGGAACUUUGAGUGCUCAUAAGAGAGACAGAGAGAGAGAAAGAGAGAGAGAGAGAGAUAGGGAUUGGGGUGCGGAUGAGAAAUCUGAGAGUAGUCAGACUUUGUCUAGUCCAAAUUGA
Messenger RNA from Botrytis porri, 1428 nucleotides. RefSeq lists its product as uncharacterized. The record is from RefSeq and is a predicted model, not a curated record. The transcript is spliced from 2 exons. NCBI's taxonomy places the organism in Eukaryota, Fungi, Ascomycota, Leotiomycetes, Helotiales, Sclerotiniaceae. The coding region runs from base 1 to 1428 and encodes 475 amino acids.